Molecule: messenger RNA, 969 nt
Organism: Caenorhabditis briggsae
Lineage: Eukaryota; Metazoa; Nematoda; Chromadorea; Rhabditida; Rhabditidae
Gene: Cbr-nex-1
Product: Protein CBR-NEX-1
Exons: 3
Coding region: 1-969 (322 amino acids)
Cellular component (GO): cytoplasm
Molecular function (GO): 1-phosphatidylinositol binding; phosphatidylethanolamine binding; phosphatidylserine binding
Source: RefSeq, a predicted model, not a curated record
AUGACUUCGCCAUACGCCACCAUCGUCGACAACAAGGAGUUCAACGCUCCAAUGUUCGCCGAGAAAAUCGAUCGAGCGCUCCGUGCCGGUGAUAAGGACGGUGUUGUCAGUGUGCUCACUUCCAUCUCGAAUGCUCAACGCCAGCUGCUCCGUGAGCCAUACAAACUCAAGUACGGAAAGGACCUCAUCACCGCGCUGGACAAGAAGUUCUCCGGCGAUUUGGAGAAAUGCAUCUUCGCUCUAAUGGACACCCCAUUGGACUACGAUGUCAAGCAGUUGAAGGCCGCUAUGAAGGGAUUGGGAACUGAUGAGGCUGUCCUUAUCGAAAUCCUGUGCUCCCGUACCGUAGACCAGCUCCGUGCCAUUCGUGUCACCUAUGAGAAGGAGUACGGUAAGGCCUUGGAGGCCGACGUCGCUGGAGACACUUCUGGAGAGUUCCGUGACUUGUUGGUUAGCCUUGUCACUGGGUCCAAGGACGGAUCUCAUGAUACCAAUGAUGCCCAGGCUAAGGAUGACGCCGUUCGUCUGUUCGCCGACGGCAAAGCCAAGCUUGCCAAGAAGGAUGGAACCCAUUUCCUUCACAUUCUCGCCACCCAGAACCAAUACCAGCUCCGCAAGGUCUUCGCCUACUUCCAGGAGCUCGCCGGUGCUUCCAUCGAGAAGUCCAUCGAGAAGGAGUUUUCCGGAGAUCUUCAGAAAUCCUACUUGACGAUCGUCCGUGCCGCUUCCGACAAGCAGAAGUUCUUCGCUCAACAGCUCCACGCCUCCAUGAAGGGACUGGGAACCCGUGAUAACGAUUUGAUUCGUGUGCUCGUCACUCGCUCGGAAGUCGACUUGGAGCUCAUCAAGAACGAGUUCGCCGAGCUCUACCAGAAGAGCUUGGCUGAUAUGGUCAAGGGCGACACCUCGGGAGCCUAUCGUGACGCUCUUCUCGCUAUCAUCAAUGGAAAUCAUGCUGUCGCUCAUUAG